This is a messenger RNA of Harmonia axyridis, 720 nucleotides long. Its product is annotated as cytochrome b-c1 complex subunit 7-like. The record is from RefSeq and is a predicted model, not a curated record. Gene Ontology annotation, biological process: mitochondrial electron transport, ubiquinol to cytochrome c. The coding region runs from base 107 to 442 and encodes 111 amino acids. NCBI's taxonomy places the organism in Eukaryota, Metazoa, Arthropoda, Insecta, Coleoptera, Coccinellidae. The transcript has a single exon.
UGACGUUACUCAGGUUUUCUUAGGUCAAUGUCAGUUUCUAUUACCUUGCCUUCAGUAAUCAUUUGAAUCUAUUCUGAAUUUGAAAUCCGAAAUUGAAUUUAUAUCAAUGUCUGUUACUUAUAUACCCAAACGUUGCGUAAGUCUGGCUGUUCAAAAAAUUGUCUACAACUUGUCUGGUUUCAAAAAGUACGGUUUGAUGAGGGAUGAUCUAUUAGAUGAAGAUAGAGCCGAUGUGCAGGAAGCCCUCAAAAGAUUGGACGAAAAAAUCCUCGAUGAGAGGAAUUACCGUUUAAUUAGAGCUGCACAAUUGUCUCUUGAGAAGCAUAUCUUGCCGAAAGAACAAUGGACAAAGUUUGAAGAUGACAAAUUGUACCUUACUCCAAUUGUUAAACAAGUUCGCAAAGAAUGGGAAGAAAUGGAAGAAUGGAACAAGAAGUACUGAGCAUUAAUAUCCGAAAAUGAAUUUGUUGAUUAUUCAAUCAUCGAUUUUUAAUAUGUUUGACUGUUAAAAUGAAAAAAUCAAUGUUUAGUAUGUUAAUUUUUAUGAUGAGAAGGAAAUUUUCGAUUCUGGUUUUUUCUUCCAUAUACUUGUUCGAAAAAAUGUUUUCUUGUUAAUAACCCUAUAUAGGUAAUAGCUAUAUAGUGUGUUAAUCAAUAGUUUUUGAAAAUUGAACUGAAAAUAAAAAAAAAACUAUGAUACCAAAAAUUUCACCAAAUAUA